Molecule: messenger RNA, 2085 nt
Organism: Trichoplusia ni (cabbage looper)
Lineage: Eukaryota; Metazoa; Arthropoda; Insecta; Lepidoptera; Noctuidae
Product: RIB43A-like with coiled-coils protein 2
Exons: 9
Coding region: 110-1252 (380 amino acids)
Source: RefSeq, a predicted model, not a curated record
AUGGUUGCCAUAGCAACGAGUUUUGUUAAUUCGUUCGCAGCGCGGAAUUUUGUACUUCAGUUUUUGUGUUCAAGUUUUUAGAGUAUUUUGACCUUACCAAGUUUGAAAAAUGAUGAAAUUACAGAUCGCUAACGAGCAAGACCGGAAGGAGGCUCAGAAUAGAGAAAGGAGGAGACAAUGCGAGUUGGAGAGGAGAUCCAGGAUCUUCAACGCAAGGAACAGGAAAAUUGGGGUGGAUGUUCCAUUCCUGGAGAGACAGAUCGCCGAGAAGAAGGCGGAACGAGAGGAACAGGUCAGGAAGGACCUGGCCUUCGCUGCGCAGAUGAUCAAGGAUAGUGACCUGGCCGUCGUACUCGAAGCAAGAGAGAAAGAGGAACGACGUCGUAUCGGUGUAGAAAUCGACUCAUUCCGUCAGAAGUAUCAGCGGUUCGAAGACAGGCGCGAAUAUGAUCUGAACGACCCUGAGGUUCUGAAGAAGCAGCUGCCUCCAAGAGCUGGCGAUGGGGAACCAGUCGGGCUGUCCAGUGCACAGAAAUUCGAAGGCGAGGAUAUGGCUUAUGAAGAUCGUAAAAAGAUGAUGGCAGCCCAGAAGAAUUCUUGGCUGGAACAACAAGUCCAAGAGAGGAAGGCGGCUGAGGAAGAGAGAAAGAAGGCUGAAGCUGCUUAUAUGAUGGCAAUAAAAGCCCGCGACGUCCGUGCUGGUGAGCUGGACAAGUUGGAACGUGAGUGUCGCUAUAGACUCGGGCAGGCGAAUCUCAAGUAUAAUGAAGCUCUGGCUGCCGAGAAGAAACAACUGGAGUUAAUAAUAAAAGAGCAAGAGGAAGCUGACAAUACAGCUGAGAUGUACAACAAUCUCACUUCUGAUAUGCUUACUGAGAAUCCAGAUGUAGCCAAGAGCGCUCUCGGCAAAAAUAGGGCCAUCGGUUACAUGUAUAAGGGUAUGAAUAAAGAAGAGCUCCAGAAGUUCUACGCCGCGCAGAAGGAACAAAUGGCUGCAGCUAAGGCAAAACGCGAUGCCUGCGACAAGAUGGACGCCGAAUGGCAGGCUUUAUCGAAGUCCAUUCAACGGGAAGUGGCGCGCCAGGAUAUUUGCGACCAGAGGAAGAGGCGGGAGAUUGCCCGCCAGCUCAUGGAGGAAAACCAACUCUUGGCUCUACAGCAGAAGGAGAAGGAGAAAUACUUCAGGGAAGUGGUGUACAACAACACACCGACCGACGAGUAUUACGCCCAGUUCAAUACUACCACCAGAUAAAUGGACUUGUCCGGUUUCUACCCUCUGGGGUUCGAUUGCACUCCGCCAGAUUGCGUUUCAACCUACGUUACGUAGUUUUAGGCUAUCGAAAUCAGAAGUUUGGCUAACUUGGAAUAUGUAGGGGUAGGAAUUAUAGGGGUUAGAGCAGAAGACAUAAAAGGUUUAGAGACUUUACUAUUCAUAAGCUGAUUGGGGUCUUAUUAACUAAAAUUGCCGCAAAUAUGUACGUGUUUUUAUUACAAGUAAGUACUGCUUUAGUUUCAGUGUUAUAUUUAUUAUUCUAAUCUAUUCAACAAAACAACUCGACUGCUUUAGAAGGGUACCAAAUAUCUUGUUUUAUCGGGUGCAUUAGAACCCCAUAGAGUUGCAAAUACAGGUGACUUUACGUUUUUAUUUUAAUGAUAUUUAAAAGUGAUUGAUAGGUUUAAAAAUCUGUUUCAGUUGAUAUUUUAGUCUAUAGACUUAUAGGCUAAAUAUCACAAAGUACAACAGGUCAUCUAAAGGGUAUUUACAUUUAAGACGUAGGGGAUUUUCUAUAGCCCUCAAUCAAUCAUUGAGUAUUAGGUACAUUCAGAUGCAAAUGUGUUCAUAUUGUAUUUUACUUUCCGUCGAAAUUGUAAUCAAGUCCUUUCAUGAUUUGGCUUAUAAUUUUCAUGUAUAUCUAUAUUCGUAAGACAGAUUUUUGCUAGAAAAUAUAGGAAGGUACUUUAAAAUACUUUUAUGCACUGAAUGUGAUGUUUGUGCGAGCAAUGUCUAGAGUAGUCUUUUUCAAAUUGUUUUGCAAAAAUACUGUUUUUGUUGCUAGGUCUUCUAUAAUAAAGAUUUUGUCGUUA